AUGUUAGUGCAUGUAUUUGGCGCUAAAUCAUAUCCGGGAUGCGCCAACUACAGUUUGAAGGAUGUAGCAAAACGGUUAUCAGACAAGUAUGGCCAAGAUGCAUCAGAGUUUGUCCAAAACAACUUUUAUGUGGAUGACGGUUUGCAGUCAGUUGAGACAGCGGAUGAGGCAAUAGACCUAAUCCAGAGGACGGUAGCCAUGUUGAAGGAAGGAGGAUUCAAAUUGCAUAAAUUCCUCUCAAAUUCAAAGCAGGUUUUGAAAGCACUACCAGAUGAUUGCAUCGCAUCUAAUGUCAGCCAGAAGGACUUGAGUAAUCUACCCACAGAACGUACUUUGGGAAUACUGUGGGACCCUACUCUCGACGUAUUUACAUUUGAAGGCAACAUGAAAGAGAAUCCUCCGACAAGAAGAGGCAUUCUAUCGACUGUGUCUGCUGUGUUUGAUCCACUUGGAUUAAUUGGUCCCUACAUUUUACAGGGGAAGCGAAUCCUCCAGAACGUCUGGGCAGAAGGAAAGGACUGGGACGAACCGUUAAAUGACGAUACAAUCCAACAUUGGAUAGCUUGGAAAGAGCAACUUCAGUACCUCAGCAAUAUUAAAAUUAGCAGAUGCUAUAAGGCACCUAAUGCAACUGGAAAGGUGUCUUCUGUUGAACUUCACCACUUUAGUGAUGCAUCCACUUCAGGAUAUGGUCAGUGUUCGUACCUAAGACUAGUGCACGAAGAUGGAACUGUAAUAGUAUCACUUGUCAUGAGCAAAUGCAGAGUAACACCCUUAAAAACAAUGACAAUACCGAGGCUAGAGUUAACGGCAGCCAUGGUAUCUGCAAGGAUAGCAAGGAUCCUAAGAGAAGAGCUGAAAUAUCCCAAUCUAGUUGAGCACUUUUGGUCAGAUAGUAAGGUGGCACUUGGCUAUAUAAGCAAUGACUCCAGACGAUUUCAUGUUUUUGUGGCCAACAGAGUACAAACUAUCCGUAAUCUCAGCGAGCCAACCCAGUGGCACUACAUUGCCUCUGAACAAAACCCAGCAGACAUCGCCUCACGUGGUAGCUCUGUAGAGGAAUUUUUGGAUUGUGAUCUAUGGUGGCAAGGGCCUAAGUUCCUCA
Molecule: messenger RNA, 1105 nt
Organism: Anneissia japonica
Lineage: Eukaryota; Metazoa; Echinodermata; Crinoidea; Comatulida; Comatulidae
Exons: 1
Source: RefSeq, a predicted model, not a curated record